GGAGAUGUUGACACACAAUGAAAGGAGAUCUUUGCUUGGCUCAUCAGACGUUCUCGCGCAAUCCUUUUUUCACAAAUAGGUCGCGAGAUUAAGUGCACGUCUUGUUUUAGACGACGUCUUCUUCGGGGAACCAUAUAGAAACAAGUUUUUACAGUAUAUAGGAUAUAUGUACGCCUCCAGAAAUCGGCAGGAGAUGACGGGAUUACAUUUCUAUAUGCAACGUCGUCGCUGCCAUUAACAGGAAACGGUUUGUUUUGGUGGGGUUUUUUUCGUAUGCUGUGCUUUUCUGCUGUCUACCCACAUGCGACCACGACUGCUUCGGAGAAUUCACUGUGAGGAGAAAUUAAUGGAGCUCGGUUAACUUUAGCGCGAGCGCUAAUUUACGUUUGCCAGUUCACCGACUUGCUUUAUAUAGGCAUCAUACAGGCAGUUGUGCUGCCUAAACAGUGUAGGUUAGAUUUGAUCGUCUGUUAACUGUGGGACGCGCUCCGCCUUCCACCGUAUAUAAUAUACAUACGUUACAGCGCGCUCUCAAUAUGGUGGCCAACGCAAUCCACUGGUUCCGAAAGGGACUGAGGCUACACGACAACCCGUCUUUAAGGGACACGAUUCGGGUGGCUCACAGUUUACGCUGCAUCUACAUCCUGGACCCUUGGUUUGCAGGCUCGUCAAACGUGGGCAUCAAUAGGUGGAGGUUUUUGUUACAUUGCUUGGAGGACUUAGAUGCCAGUCUGCGUAAACUCAAUUCCCGCCUCUUUGUCAUUCGAGGUCAGCCCACAGAUGUCUUCCCCAGACUAUUCAAGGAAUGGCAGAUAACUCAUUUGUCCUACGAAUAUGACUCGGAGCCUUUUGGCAAGGAACGGGAUGCUGCUAUUCAAAAGCUAGCCACCGAGGCGGGGGUUGAGGUCAUGGUGCGGAUUUCGCACACCCUCUAUGAUCUAGACAAGAUCAUAGAAGUGAAUGGCGGUCAGCCUCCUCUCACAUACAAGCGCUUCCAGGCUCUUAUCAGUUGCAUGGAUGCUGUGGACUCUCCGGCAGAGACUAUCACAACGCAAGUCCUCAAAAAUUGCACAACACCCAUCAGUGAUGACCAUGACGACAAGUUUGCAGUGCCGUCACUUGAAGAACUUGGUUUUGAGACUGAGGGCCUAACAACAGCAGUUUGGCCUGGUGGAGAAACAGAAGCCCUCUUGAGACUAGAGAGACAUCUUGAGAGAAAGGCCUGGGUCGCAAAUUUUGAGCGUCCUCGAAUGAGCGCCAACUCGCUCCUGGCAACUCCUACAGGCCUCAGCCCCUACCUUCGCUUUGGAUGCCUGUCUUGCCGACUCUUCUAUUUCAAGCUUACUGACCUGUACAUGAAGGUUAAAAAGAACAGCACACCACCACUCUCCUUGUAUGGCCAACUGCUAUGGAGGGAGUUUUUCUACACGACCGCUACCAACAACCCGUGUUUUGACAAGAUGGAGGGAAACCCUGUAUGCGUCUUGAUCCCCUGGGAGCGAAACCCAGAGGCGCUCGCCAAAUGGGCAGAAGGACGGACAGGCUUUCCUUGGAUAGAUGCGAUUAUGACCCAGCUGAGGCAGGAGGGUUGGAUCCACCAUUUGGCCCGACACGCUGUGGCCUGUUUCCUCACCAGGGGAGACCUCUGGAUCAGCUGGGAAGAAGGCGUGAGGGUGUUUGAAGAGUUGCUGUUAGAUGCGGACUGGAGUGUAAAUGCUGGCAGUUGGAUGUGGCUUUCUUGCAGUUCCUUUUUCCAGCAAUUUUUCCACUGUUACUGUCCUGUAGGAUUUGGGCGACGUGCAGACCCCAACGGUGACUACAUUAGGCGUUAUUUGCCCAUCCUGAGAGGCUUUCCAGCCAAAUAUAUCUACGAUCCAUGGAAUGCCCCAGAGGAACUACAGAAGGCUGCCAAGUGUGUCAUCGGAGUGCACUACCCAAAGCCCAUGGUGAACCAUGCUGAGGCCAGCCGCGUCAACAUAGAGCGGAUGAAGCAAAUUUAUCAGCAACUUUCCUGCUACAGAGGACUAUGUCUGCUGGCAACAGUCCCACAUAAUCACAACAGCGGGGCAAAUGAUAAUGUGGGAGGAGUCAACCCAGGAACUAGUCAAGGGCCAGAAGGCUCCUCAGAAGACGCAUCAAUCCAGAAGGGAACAUCUCAAGCAGGUGCUUUGAAUGCAGAGAAAGGGCGGUCAAGGCAGAAGCGACGGAGUGAAGAAAGCCAAGCCAAGAGCAACUCCAAAUCCCUAAGGCCAAGCAAAUAGUGUUGCAAAAGACAAAAUACAAAGAAUCCCUCAGUCAGCCUGAAUGGCAUCCUCCUCCAUUGGGCCUUCAGCUCUUUCUAAUUUACUGGAACUGAAACUGCCCAUGGCGGAGUUCCAGUGGGGAGUCAUGGAUUCAGAUCCCUGCGUUACUGACAAUUUGAAAGAAUACCUUUCAGACACAAGUACUCCAGCACAGUCAGUUAUUAGCACGAACCAAUCUCCUAAUAAGACAUUCUGGGAAUUUUGCCUUCCCACAGACAAAGGUUGGUACUCUAGGGGCUAUCAAGCCAACCUUUUGCAAAGCCAAAAGACAAUGAAGCAGUGUUCAUUCGCCUUACAGGACUAUUGGUUUGUAAAUGGUCAGCUACACAUCUAAGUGAAAAGUUCUUGUCAUGCCUUUAGUGUUAAACCCCAACGACUGUCAACAUACCAUGAGAUAUAUUCAAAAACCAACUUCCAUGAGUGAGGUAAAAUAUCAAACCAUUUAUAACCGAUUGGUUUCACACACAUUAAGCUAAUAAGAGUUUAGUAUAAUACAAACCCAAUUCCCAUGACAUUGGGGCAUUAUGCUAAACAUGAAUAAAAACAGAAUACAAUGAUUAGCAAAUCAUCUUCAACCUAUAUUUAAUUGAACACCACAAAGACAUUAUAUUUAAUGUUCAAACUGAUACACUUUAUUUUUAGCAAACAAUCAUUAACUUGGAUUCUUUUUGGCUGCAACACAUUCUGCAAAAGCUGCGACAGGGUCAUCUUUACCACUGUAUUGCAUCAUCUUUUAACAACAUUCAGUAAACAUUUGGGAACUGAGGACACUCAUCGUUGAAGCUUUCUAGGUGAAUUUCUUUCCCAUUCUUGCUUGAUGUAAUGAUGAAUAAGACAUUGCUUGGAUGGCAGACUAUUAAGUUACUCCAAAACCUGUAUGUACCUUUUAUCAUUACUGAUGCCGUCACGGAUGUAAGUUGCCUAUGCAUUGACACCUGUGUUUUGUCGUGUAUUCACUCAACUACACGUUGAACAUGUUUUGCAAAUCAUUGUAUUGCGUUUUUAUUUAUGUUGAAAACAGCGUCCCAACUUAAUUGAAAUUGGGUUUGUGCAACAACCCUGAACAAGAGUAAUUCAGACAGUGUCUUUUAGGAGAUUUUUCUUUGUAUUGCUGUUGAACUGUACGGAAUUCCUUCAUCUUAUUUACACAAGCAAAUUGAGUCUGUCCCAAGAUAUUUUUUUUCGAUUCGGUAUCUGAUUGAAAAUGACAGUAUCAAAUCCAAAUAUAUAUAUAUAUAUAUAAAGCAUGCUAAUGUAUGUUUAAUGUUAUGAAGAAUAUGAAAUGUUCAAAACCUCAAAGAAACUGACUGAGAUGGUGGGAUCACACAUGUAAAUACAGUAGUUGCUCAGUUUUUUUUAAGUGUAUAUUUGGGGGUUCUGAACUCCUUUUGUAAGUACUGUACCUCCUCAUUACCAAGCGUUGCUGUUUUGUGAUGGGUUUUUUGUUUUUUUUUUUUUAGUAAAGAAUGACCAGAUAUAACCUGUUUUGGAAAUAAAGCAACAUUGUGAUAU
Hippocampus comes (tiger tail seahorse) is the source of this 3815-nucleotide messenger RNA. RefSeq names its product cryptochrome circadian regulator 1b (gene cry1b). Gene Ontology annotation, biological process: negative regulation of DNA-templated transcription; circadian regulation of gene expression; entrainment of circadian clock by photoperiod. The record is from RefSeq and is a predicted model, not a curated record. The transcript has 11 exons. Gene Ontology annotation, cellular component: cytoplasm; nucleus. Gene Ontology annotation, molecular function: DNA binding; FAD binding. The coding region runs from base 537 to 2261 and encodes 574 amino acids. Lineage: Eukaryota; Metazoa; Chordata; Actinopteri; Syngnathiformes; Syngnathidae.